AUGAGCGCUUGCGGAUGGAAUUAUGGUAAUACAGUACUUUUUCAGUUAGAGGAGCAAAAUGAACGUUUACGGCUACAAAAUUUGAAGUGUACCGCUCAGCUACAGGUGCUCAAAUCGUGCGCUGAUCGAGCAAAGCAUUGGCAGACUUCUGCUCUCUUCUCCAAUUCCGUGACGGGAGCACUGUCUUUAGCGAUGAUGGACCGAACAUCGGAUGACAGCGGUUUAACAUCUGACGAUACAUGGGAGAAAAAGAUAGACCAUAUGAUGAUGGCGCAAUCAGCUUCUGCUCUCGGUAAAGUUCGUAUGCACAGUUCAUCGCAAGGAAGAGGAGAAAAGCAGAGCGACGGAACGUCAUCAACUACUGAUUCUUCACCACGUGAAGAGAAAUUGAAACCAAUACCAACUCCGCGAAAAACAAAGCCUUCAAGGCCACUUGAUCCAAUAACCAUUGAAAGGGAUAGUUUGAACUCGUAUGGCGAGGAAAAUGAUUAUAGAGAGGAUGAUGAGUUUUUCGAUGAAAUCGAUUAUUCGGAGUCUCCUGAAAAGGAUGUUGCCGAUUAUGUAAAUCUGAACGAACUUUUUCUGUUAGGAUCAGAUACCUACAGUACAAUGAUGCAACACCCUCCUGCGCUGCCAUUGCAUAAGCCACCGAGUCAAUGGGAAACCAAAUUAUAUCAAAUAGCAGAACGCUGUCUUAGUACAGUGAUAAAUGAAGAUCAGUUUGCUCAAUGCAGUGGUACUUUGAAUAGAAAUAUGAGUGAUAACACAAGUGACUUGUGCUCCUCUCCUUCACGUGGUUCCGGUGAAAGUUCAAGAUCAUUAAAUCAACAUAAAAGUCGCAUUGAUUUCACUAAUAUCAAGGAAGGGGAUUAUGCAGUACCACCAGAUGCAAAUCAGGAUAUUAGAGCAACUCUGAUCAAUUCUGCUGAACCCCUAGAAAAAUGUGGUUAUUUGAUACAGAUGACUGAUAGCAGACUCAAGUCAUUGAAAAGGCGUUAUUUUGUAUUCAAAAAUGGUUUUCUUACUUUAUACAGAACUCAGAAAAAUCAUUUAAAAGGCGAGGAACCACUGGUUAGAAUUGCAGUGUCCGAUAUUCGUUCCGUCACAAAGCUGGUCAAUAAAAUGGGUUAUGGUUUACAGGUAACGACAGCAAAUAGCGAAUACUGUUAUGCAGCUGAAUCAGAUCGUGCUACUAAUGAGUGGAUUGCUCUUCUAACACGUAGUUUGCGUACUACAACGAUUUCUGAAGUUAGUCAGCGUGCCACAGGGCUUAAUGCCGACAUUAAUGGUUAUGUGAUAAAGGCAAAAUGUGGUAGCACAAGACGUUUUUUCGCAUCCAUAGUAGAUAAUAAACUGCUGUUUUUCAAGAGCUCUGAUGAUCGAGUCCCGUGUUCCCAUAUGUAUCUUCGAGGUGCACAUAUCUGUGAGAAGAUAAAAACUGCUGCUGAUGAAUCAAGUGGAAGUUCUGAUGAGCAAAGUGAAAAUCAUACGAAAGAUUUUGAUCACACUGUCUCGAUUGAGAUUGCAAACGCCGAUCCAGUUUACAUUGUUUUGCGGAGUGCUGAAGAGAAGGAUAAAUGGAUAUAUUUUUUGAAAAAGGCGGCUAAUGAUGUGAUAUUUAGUGGAACUGCUUUCGAGGUACUUAUACAAAGGAUGUUGGCACAAAAUGUAGAUGACGAAGAUUUAUUGUGGAAUGACGUACUUUUGACAGCAUGUGAAGAAAAGCCAAAGGAAACAUUAACAACAAUAUUCGAUGAAAUGCUGAAAAAGAAAGCACUGGAACUUGGUCGAGCAUGUUUCAUGUUUACUUCGGUGUUAAUGAGACCAACAGGGGUUCAGUACCAUAUUGAUCUUGCACAAAAUAUUCUUACUACGGCGAUGUCCAGUGACUUACUCAGAAAUGAGCUUUAUGCUAAUUUGAUAAAGCUGACGUCUGGUUCAAUGUCGUAUGGAAUUCAAGCUUGGAAAUUAAUGGCUUUAACGACACCAUUAUUUACACCCCGACAGUAUUCGCUUUUAUGGUUGCUUCGUCGACACAUCGAAAGAUGGAGUGGAAAAAGAUGUGAUGAAGGUAAUUUUGCAUUAUAUUGUUUGCGUGCUUUCAAUCGUUGUCUGAAAGCACAUGGACGAACAGAAGGACCAAGUAAACUUGAGGCAAUCUCCAUAUUAACACGAGAUCCAACUUCAACUAAUAUGCCACAUAGUAUUCCAGUACUGCUACCAACUAAUGAAUACCAAGUUAUCGAUUUUGAUGGUUCUACGCUUAUCGCUGACUGUUUGUCAACUUUAUGUGUGAAGUGUGGUUUACGACCAGCGCUUCUGAGUGGUUACGCUUUAUACGUGGAAGAUCCCCUGGAACGGAAUUCUUAUCUUUUUCUAAAGGGCAAACAGAAAUUGUGUGACUGCAUAUCACGUUGGGAACGUGAAUUGAUGGACAAUAAAUGUGGACGAGUCACUGAGGAUGUUGCUCGGAUAAAGUUAUCUAUUCGACAGAGACAGUAUUGGAGUCAUCUGGUCUCUUCAGAAACACCGACAGAACGUACAUUUUUGGUGCAUUGGAUGGCGAGUGAAAUUGUUGCUGGAAGAGUACCGUUGAGUAGCGAAUUAGCAGAGGAGCUAGCAGCUGUUUAUGCACAACUCAAGUUUGGAGACAUGGGAACGAUAUCCGAUGAACAAUUCCGUGAAAUUAUAACUUCUUAUUAUCCUUCAAAACUGCUGGAUGUUGGCUGUGAAAGAUUGUUAAGAUUAAAUCUUGAAACAAACUGGUCGCAGUUGCGUGAUACUUCGACAGUGGAUUGCAUUCGCAUGAUACUAGUCGUUUUGCGCAAGUGGCGCUUUUUCGGAUCAUUUAUUACGGAAGCACGAAUGAAAAUGCGUAACGACGAAAGUUUGUUCAUUGCUCUCAAUGAUCAAGGCGUUCAUUUGCUCAGUUUUCGUCAGCUUGAUCUCAUAAGAAGUAUUCCUUACAAUCGACUGGUCUCAUUCGGCGGUUAUCGCAAUGAUUUUAUGCUCACCAUUGAAAGAGUUCUCCCGCCUCAAGCUCAUCCUGAAGAAACAACCCGAGAAAGAUUGACUUUUUCAAUGCCUGCAAGAAAUAUUGACCAGCUGACGUGUCAUUUAGCAGAAUAUAUCCGGUGUCAAAAAUUAAUUUCGAAGCUUUCGAUACGAAAUUCAUAA
This is a messenger RNA of Brugia pahangi, 3177 nucleotides long. NCBI's taxonomy places the organism in Eukaryota, Metazoa, Nematoda, Chromadorea, Rhabditida, Onchocercidae. The record is from the annotation of a GenBank genome assembly.